Messenger RNA from Python bivittatus (Burmese python), 6058 nucleotides. RefSeq names its product B-Raf proto-oncogene, serine/threonine kinase (gene BRAF). Gene Ontology annotation, molecular function: ATP binding; MAP kinase kinase kinase activity. Gene Ontology annotation, cellular component: cytosol; plasma membrane; mitochondrion. Lineage: Eukaryota; Metazoa; Chordata; Lepidosauria; Squamata; Pythonidae. The record is from RefSeq and is a predicted model, not a curated record. Gene Ontology annotation, biological process: protein phosphorylation; MAPK cascade.
UGCCUCCCUGCCUGGAGGACUGUGGCUUGGAGAGCUUCUUCUGCCCUGUCCUUCUCCCCUUCGUCCCACCACCCUUUCUUCCGCUACGGGUCGCGUUUGGGGGCGGCCAGGUCGUCAGGAGCGACACGGCUCGCCCUCCCCUUCUCCCUCCUCCUCCCCGUCCCCCCUCCUGGCCCCCUCCUCCUCCUCCUCCUCUCCCUCAGCGCUUCGAUCCAAGAUGGCGGCGCUGAGCAGCAGCGGCAGCGCUGAGGGGGCAUCGCUUUUCAACGGGGACAUGGAACCCGAGCCGCCUCCGUCCGGGGCCUCCUACGCCGGGGGCAGCGGCAGCGCCGGAGGCGACUCUGCCAUCCCGGAGGAGGUGUGGAAUAUCAAACAGAUGAUUAAGUUAACACAAGAACACAUAGAAGCUCUGCUAGACAAGUUUGGAGGAGAACACAAUCCACCCUCGAUCUAUUUGGAGGCAUAUGAGGAAUACACCAGCAAGUUAGAUGCAUUGCAACAGAGAGAGCAACAAUUGUUGGAAUCAAUGGGAAAUGGAACUGAUUUCUCUGUCUCCAGUUCUGCCUCAACAGAAACAGUUACAUCAUCAUCAUCUUCUAGUCUUUCUGUAGCACCUUCAUCUCUCUCUGUUUAUCAGAAUCCUGUAGAUUUAUCACGGAGUAACCCUAAAUCUCCUCAGAAGCCUACUGUUAGAGUUUUCCUACCCAACAAACAGAGGACUGUGGUUCCAGCACGAUGUGGAGUAACAGUCCGGGAGAGUCUAAAGAAAGCUUUGAUGAUGCGAGGUCUUAUCCCAGAGUGCUGUGCUGUUUACCGUAUACAGGAUGGGGAAAAGAAGCCCAUUGGUUGGGACACAGACAUUUCCUGGUUGACGGGAGAAGAACUACAUGUGGAAGUCUUGGAGAAUGUGCCUCUUACAACACAUAACUUUGUACGGAAGACAUUCUUCACAUUAGCAUUUUGUGACUUCUGUAGAAAGUUGCUUUUCCAAGGAUUCCGUUGCCAGACUUGUGGUUACAAAUUUCAUCAGCGUUGCAGUACAGAAGUACCACUGAUGUGUGUGAAUUAUGAUCAGCUUGAUUUACUCUUUGUCUCCAAGUUCUUUGAACAUCAUCCAAUACCACAGGAAGACACCUCUAUAGGGGAGACCACCCCAACAUCUGGAUCAUACCUUUCAGUGGCCCUUUCAGAUUCUUCUGGCCCACCAAUUCUCCCCAGUCCAUCUCCUUCAAAAUCCAUUCCAAUACCCCAGCCAUUCCGACCUGCAGAUGAAGACCAUCGGAAUCAGUUUGGUCAACGUGAUCGCUCAUCGUCUGCCCCCAAUGUGCACAUCAAUACAAUAGAGCCAGUCAAUAUUGAUGACUUGAUUAGAGAUCAAGGGUUGCGAGGAGAGGGAGCCCCUAUGAACCAGCUGAUGCGCUGCCUUCGGAAAUACCAAUCCCGGACUCCCAGUCCCCUCCUCCAUUCUGUCCCCAGUGAGAUAGUGUUUGAUUUUGAGCCUGGCCCAGUGUUCAGAGGCUCAACUACAGGAUUGUCUGCCACACCACCUGCAUCUUUACCUGGGUCUCUCACUAAUGUGAAAGCAUUACAGAAAUCCCCAGGGCCUCAGAGAGAAAGGAAGUCCUCAUCAUCUUCUGAAGACCGUACUAGAAUGAAAACUCUAGGUCGACGAGAUUCAAGUGAUGACUGGGAGAUACCAGAUGGCCAGAUCACAGUUGGACAAAGGAUAGGCUCUGGUUCAUUUGGGACAGUCUAUAAGGGGAAAUGGCAUGGUGAUGUAGCAGUGAAAAUGUUGAAUGUGACAGCUCCCACCCCUCAGCAGUUACAGGCUUUUAAAAAUGAAGUAGGCGUUCUCAGGAAAACACGACAUGUGAAUAUAUUACUUUUCAUGGGUUAUUCAACAAAGCCACAGCUGGCUAUAGUUACACAGUGGUGUGAAGGGUCCAGUCUUUAUCAUCAUCUACACAUCAUUGAGACUAAAUUUGAAAUGAUCAAGCUGAUUGAUAUUGCACGCCAGACAGCACAAGGAAUGGAUUACUUGCAUGCCAAGUCUAUCAUCCACAGAGACCUCAAGAGUAAUAAUAUAUUUCUUCAUGAAGACCUCACAGUAAAAAUAGGUGAUUUUGGUCUAGCAACAGUGAAGUCACGGUGGAGUGGAUCCCAUCAGUUUGAACAGUUGUCUGGAUCAAUUCUGUGGAUGGCACCUGAAGUUAUUAGGAUGCAAGAUAAAAAUCCAUAUAGUUUUCAGUCAGAUGUAUAUGCAUUUGGAAUUGUCCUUUAUGAGCUGAUGACUGGGCAGUUACCAUAUUCCAACAUCAACAACAGAGACCAGAUUAUAUUUAUGGUGGGACGAGGGUAUCUUUCUCCGGAUCUCAGCAAAGUACGAAGCAAUUGUCCCAAAGCCAUGAAGAGACUAAUGGCAGAAUGCUUGAAAAAAAAGAGAGAUGAACGGCCUCUCUUCCCCCAGAUCCUUGCAUCUAUUGAACUUCUGGCCCGGUCUUUGCCAAAAAUUCACCGCAGCGCAUCUGAACCCUCCUUGAACCGGGCUGGUUUCCAAACAGAGGAUUUUAGCUUGUAUGCUUGCACGUCUCCAAAAACACCUAUCCAGGCAGGGGGAUACGGCGAAUUUGCAGCGUUCAAGUAGCCACAGCAUCAUUGGCAGCAAAUCCACUCUUACUUUUAAAGUCUUGUGUUCCUACAGUUUCUUUUUAGAAUAUUCAGACUCUCUUCUGCUCCUCUAAACACUGCGGUUUAGAAAAACCAUAGUUCUGUACACUUAGAUCUGAUCAGAAGGGAGCUUCCAGUCCAACAUUUGGUGGAAGGGAAAAGCUCUUGUUUGGGACAAGUGCUUUCCGCUGCCUCUGUGUUCACCUCCAACAAAAGUCAUGUGCAUUUGAAGAUCUCUAGUGGCUGCCUGUACUGUUGGCAUCAUUCCCAGGAGAGAGGGAGGGCCUGCGCUUUGACUUUCUAGUGCUGUGGCAUGAUGAGGUUGGAACUCCUUUUGCAUCAUAGGCUUGGGAUGAUCUGCUGGCCGGCUUUCUCCCUCUAACAACGAUCCAUCAGAGGCUGAACAUCUGAUGAGACAGAGCUAAUCAAAACAAUCAUCCUCUGGUUUGAUUUUAUUUUGCGUGUGUUUUCCUUCCUGGUGUGCUUACUGAUCAACGAGAUAAGUGCAAUGUUUCCUUUUCAAUUGAACUUUAGUGUCUGCUCUUUUGAUUUCACAAAACAAAAAUUCAGUCAGAAGAGUAAAUAAGAGUCAUUUGAAAAGGAAAGGAGAUUCUGCACUUUCCAGAAUUGCUUUUACCUCCUAUUCAGAGCCAUCUUUUUCCCCAUCUUUUCCUUUUUUGUACACUUUUGGAAAGGGUUAGGAGCCCUUUUUUGUCGGUCCAGCAACAAAUGUUUUUACAAAACUGUAGCAAAGCUCAACAUGCGUGGCUUCUUUUCAUUUUGUAUUGCUAAUUUGAAUCUGUGUUUUGUGUGUUGAACUUUUUGGGGAUGCCCAGAAAGUCUAAUACAGACUAUGAAUAACAAGUGUACCUGUUUUAAAAGGUACAAGAUAAUGUCAGGUACCUAACGUUUCAUAAGCAGACAUUCUCAGGUUGAAUUGAAUACAUUUUAAAAAUGAAACCCAGCCACAAUCUUCCCAAAAAUUAGACAUUCCAAAAAAUGUGCUUUGGUACUUUUUUUUUUUUUAAAAAAUAGAACUUUUAAUCACGUUAACUCAGCAAACUGUGAAUGAACGUUGUGUGCAUGAGAGAGAGAAAAUGCAGCAAAUUGGCUUUAGUGGCAAUUUGCUGUUUCUUUUGUUGUUGUUUUCUAUAGAAAUGGUACUUGCUGGAUCAACACCACUUCUCACCUUGCCUAUCCUCGCCUUUUCCCAUGCAACUACUUUUCUUGCCCUUAUUUCGUAUCCUUGGUGAUUGCAUUUUGCUUUUCUCUUUAUGCCUUGCCCUUAAAUCUAAUUUGCAAAAUGGUUCCCAGUUCUUAUUAUUAUCCAAUAAAGAUAAAAUGAAAUAAAAAUCAGAUGUUAGGUUACCUGUAGUAGAAUUAUGAAGCUAUAUGAAUUACGAAGUUAGCAGAAUUCUUUGCUGGGUGAUUUUCUUUUUUGGAAAAGGGCAAUUGUUUGCCCCUGGAAGGGAAUCCAUAAGAACAGAAGCCUUAUUAGUGUAUCCUGCCCUGUAUUGAUAGGUAUGAGGCAUCCCUGUGCUAGUAGUUUCUAGUGGAUGAAAUUGGAUUAUCUGGUGAAAAAGUCAAAAUUCAGAGUUCACAUUCUGAUUCCACAGUUCUGUUACUAGAAAAGCCAAGGGAAAGAUGAUUUUUCUAGCAAAGGUUUUUUGUAAAACGUGACUUUAAAAAAAAUCAUAUUAUUACCUCCAUGCUAAAGAAACUAUUUUUUUUUUCAUUGAACCAAGGUACUUACAGAAAUGGGAGCAAGAGGCAUAAUCAAAAUACUGUGUAUUCAGACACUAACAGGAUAAUGAGUGAAAUUGCUUGGCACUAUUUGUGGGGAAUGCAUUUCUGGAUAAGCAUCACUGAAGUGAAGAGACGUAGGAAGUUAUAGAUGUGUUCUUGGAUGACUCCUUUUCACUUCAGUGACUGGGCUGCUUUGGAGAAAUUUCCAAAGAAUUUAUUCAGAACAAUGAGAUUAAAACAACUUGUGUCAUCACACAAAGAGUGUGUGAGGUAUGUUACAAAUGUAAAGCACAACUUUAAUGGUGGUCUGCAGUGAUUUUUAACUUUUCAGAAUACAGAUUCUUUCAAAUCUUACCAGUUUCACUUCCCUCCCCACCAGCCCCCAGCAUCAGUAAUCUGUCCUAGAGGUGAGUAUCAUAUGCAGUAUGUUGAAGCAUGUACAUUGCAUUUUGAAGAGAAGAAAAAUACAAGAAAUCUUUGCUGUCCACUUAAAAUCAUGCAGAGAAAACAGUAGUAACUCUUUGAAGCCAGUUCUUCUCAGAUCACAGUAGUAUUUUUUAUUUAUUAUUAGAUUUAUAUCCCACCUUUACUUUGUACAAUUCAAGGUGAUGUAUAGCAUGCUGGAAAACAAGAAUGCAAUUAAUUCCAUAACUCCCAAUAUAGACCAGUGUGGAUCCUCUGCCAAGAAAUGUUCUGUCCACCCAUAUCCUGUCUGUUGGUGGCGAGUGAAGCCAACAUUCUUUCAGGAUUCUUUCCUCCUCCUUAGAUACUCUGCCUUUCCCAAGGAAAGCUGCCCAAUAGUUUAUGACUUAUGAUUUGUGGGGGUUAAUUAUUAAUUAUUGGCAUGAAUAAUAUCUGUGUUGCUUACAUGCCAUUAAAAAAAGUCUGAAAAAAUGUAAGUAAUAAUUCCAGUUGCUUCAUCACAUUUUGAGUCAGUGGAUAAAAGCAGUUGAUGAAAAUUCUAACUAUACUGACCAUAUAAUUGCUCCAAAAGAAUAAAUUUAGGAUGACCAUUUACCAGUGCCCUUUCACCCUUGAAUUCCAAAUAAUUUGGUUUUAGACAUUGUACAUAUGCAUUUUAAAAAAAGCACCACAAACCAAUCAAAUUUCUCUAGUUAGACUGGCUGUGCCUGCAGCCUUACCCAGUUUUCAAUAUUUCUGCAGCAUUUAUGUAUUCUGUUUCAUAUUUUCCCCCCUUGGGUGCUAAGAUUUAUAGCUGUUGUUUCACUUCCACCAAACAGCAUAUCCAUGUCAUUCCCAUAAACUACUCUAAAAUAUUGGAUGUUGACAUCUCUACUGUACAGAAUCCCAGUAUAUUCCUUCCAUCUUUCUUUGAUCUUCUCUAAAUCAGUUACUAUCUGUCCACUGAUGUCCUUUAAGCAUACCAAUUUGAGGUUAGAACUUCCUCCUGAUUUCAGAGAUCCUUUGGAAAACUUUCCUUAUUUUUUUUGUUUGUUUCCCUCUUCAUCGUCUUUACAGAUGUUGUAGUAAUAUUCCUUGUCUUUUUAAACAGCUCUCUGAAAUUCUUUGUUAAGUUUCUUGAAAUUUCUGUUCCACCAUUUGUUUUGACACUGUUUGUUUUUUUCUCUUUCUUGUUUUUUGGCAGUUUCUUUUCAUAUUCAGUAACUUCUUUUAUUACAUUCCA